CAGAUUCGGAAAGUCGAUAAGCGUAUGUUUGUACUGUUCUUGUGAAGAAGGGUUUUCCGUUUUCCAUACGCAAAGUUUUAAAUAUUUGCUUCCACCGGUUUUCCCCUAAAGCUCAGCUGCGUGGUAAAAAAGAAAAGGCAUUGAAAAAGUCUGUAUCAACGAGUAACGAGAAUGAUGCCGGGAACCGUGUAAAGAAUCGCAGCGUGAGCUGGCAUGGCAUGCCAUUGCUUGAAAUAAACCAAGCUCCAGGAGUUGCUCUUUCUCAUCUCUUUGUAAACCUUUCUGAUUCAAUUAAAGAAGAAGCUAGUGGUGAUAAUAAUAUUAAACUUUCUGCUACAGAUGAAAGAAAGAAAGAUAAAAUAAAUUUUUUAGAAAAGACAUUUGUAAAGUGCAUUAGGAAAAAGACUCCGAAAUGGAAAUGUUCUCAGUGUUUUUUCUUGAAUCUCGAAACUUGUUCUGAAUGUGUUAUUUGUGCUUACAGGAAGGGUGAGAGCCCGGACUUGUCUAAUUCUGUUGAAAACGAUCUACCUUCAACGCCUACCCCUGAUUCAGGAGUCGAUAUUGCAUCUAGUCAUAAUUCUUCCGCUCAAAAUGCAGACUACAUUUUUCGCUGGUUUUGCCAUCACUGUCAUAAUUAUAACCCUUCUACCACUGAUAACUGUAUUUUAUGCAAUUCUAGAAGGAAAAUAAAUCAUCUAAAAAACAAAACUCCCGAUACAUUUGAAGAUUUGAGGUAUUUUGGAGCUUAUGGGAUUUCACCUCAGAAAGGCUUAUCUAAAUUUAACGGUGUACAGAAUUCAUUAAUUGAAAGCGAUGAUUGUGAUCCAUUCAUAGCGGCUCAUUUCAUUUCACCGAGGCACCUACCCAAACUUGAUAGCAAAUGGACCUGUGAAAAUUGCCAAUUUCUCAAUAUUCCUUCUACUAAUCAGUGUAUUAUUUGCGAGACAGCCAAGCAUAGCAAUGUUAGUUACGUAAGUACUAAUGAGCUGACAGAAUUCCUUAAUUGUCGGUCUGUGCCUACUAAACGAAUAGACUUUUCACAUAACCGUUCGCCAAAAAGACAACGAUCUACAUCCAAGAGGACUAAAGCAAAACUUAGCCGCCAUAAUUCAGAUGGAUCCCCUGCUUUGAGAGAACAAGAAGAAAAUGGUGAUAACUCUGUAAAUGUCGCACAUUCAGCUGAUGAUGUUAUGCUAAUUGAUCCAGAGGCUGAAAAUGAAGUACCGUGGGCUUGCAAAAGGUGUACGUACGAUAAUUCUCCUAGUCUAACGAGGUGCGAGAUUUGCGAAACUCCUAGAAAACCAAACAUUCCUACAACACUACCGCGCAAUGCUUUUAGCUUAGGUUAUUUAUCAGAAUUAAAAAAUUCCUUAAAUAAUAAUAAUCCCGAUGUACAAAACAGGAGUCCUCCUCUUUCGAGAAGAAGUAAGUCGUUUUCUGAGGUUCCGAGCAGUGCGAAUUGUCAACGAGUGCCUAUGAAAAGAGGGUCACUUCUGAAUGGUCACAGUUCUGAUCUUUCUUCUCCUAAAACUGAUGUUUUGUGCGGCGACGAUUUAACUAGAAUGUCUGCUUCAGAAGAAACUUGGGCUUGCAAUCAUUGUUCAUUUACUUUUAAUCCAGUUUGGGCAACAGUCUGCCAGAGUUGUGAUACUGCAGCUGCAUCUGUAAUUAACUCCAACAAAAUUUCUGACCAAAAUGUGAUAAGCAAUGAAGAAUAUUCGCGGGGUGGAUCAGCUGAUUCUGGCCGUCAUUUGAGCCAACUGCUUGGUGUCCCAAUAUUGGAUCAGUGGACGUGUGUGAAGUGUACCCUGAUUAAUUCAUCAAACGAGCGAUUUUGCUGUGCUUGUGGUGGAUCUAAAUUAAACAGUACUAGUAGCAAACAAUAUAGGACACUUAAACCAAAUGAGAGUUGGGUGUGUCGUAGUUGUACUCUUCGCAAUCAUCAUUCAGUUUCAGAAUGUCGAGUUUGCAAUACAUGUAGGUAUGAUAACGCUGAUGACUCGCAUCGAUCCCAGCCAUCAAAUAGGACGUUAAGGAGAAACCGAGGAAAUAAUGAAAGUGGCAGUUGGGAGUGUUCAUCUUGUACAUUUAUAAAUGCCUCUUCAAGGGUUAUGUGUGAAAUGUGUCAAACGUCACGUAGCAUAAUAUCCUUACGACCCGAUUCUGCAAAACCAGAUACCUCUGCUUCCUGUCAGGGUGAGAGUGAGCUUACAGAAGAGUUAAGAAACGUAGAAGAAAACUUUGCUCGAUUGCAGUGGCAUGAUAUUAUCACAUUUUGUAAACAGGUUAGUAUGCAUUAGUUUUAUGUUAUUCAGUUGUAGCUAUGUACUCAAUUUAAAAAUUUUCAGCAUUUUUUUUUUCUUUUUUUUUUUUCUGUUACAUAUCAUAAUCAGCAGGUCGAGAUUUAUCGUAUUGACUCGUGUAUUUCCCUACAUAGCUUUUUAGCGCAAGGUUCUGAAUAUUUUUUGAGUAUUCAGGUAAUUUUUCCCUUCAUCAAGACGUUCAGAAAACAAACUUCCCUAAAUCUUGAAAUGGAUUGAUCCACGUAGUGAUUGUUUUCAUCUUACUAAUUGAUUGGCUUGUGGAUUUGGGGCGCUUGGCCUCUGACUGAUGAAACAGUAAUACACUGCUGGCCAUCAAAAUUGCAAACCAGGAAGGAAUGAUCUGAGGAACGUCAAAAUCACAUGAAAGGAAGAAGAGUUUGGGAAAUGCAAAUGAUUAGUAUUUCAGCGUAUUUAGACGACGCAAGAGGGAGAAACGACAUUUGACGGACUGCAUAAAAGAAAAGUUGUGUAGAGAUUUCUCAUUCGGAAAGCGCUUUGUAAGGUCGGAGUUUACUCAGAAUAUCGUAUUAUGCCUCAAAUAAAAAGAAGAAAUGCUUCCCAGCAAGGUCGGAAUUCGAUAGAUGCAGAAUUAUUGCCUAUCGAGAGUGUGGAUUAUCGUUCCCUGAUAUCACCCGUCGCACAGGUCGACAUCCAACCACUGUCAUGCGAAUAUGGAAUCAGUGGGUUGCUGAGGGUCAUACUGAACGGCAUGCAGGAUCUGAACGCCCUCCCAUGAAUAACGCCUGAAGGACAGAUAUAUUGUGAGAUCAGCCCUGCAAAACAGUACGACUACAUCACGGACCAUUAGUCAGAGAAUAGGCAUGUUUGCAGCAGGCGCAGUAUCCUCUCCUACGGUGUGUCCAUGUUUGCAGCAGCGUGGACUAUCAGCACGGCGACCAUUACUUCGGCUUUCCUUGGUAAUGUACCAUUGAGAGAGACGGUGCGCCGAACGACAAAGCUGGAUAUAGAAGUGGCACAAUGUCGUCUUUUCAGACGAAUACCGGUUUGAGGGCAGUAUUCUGAUGACUGUAUACGUGUCUGGAGGCUCCGAGGAGACCACGCGUCGCCUGUUGCGUUCGAUAUCGCAUAUGGGUCCUGCACCUGGUGUGAUGGUUUGGGCAGCCAUUGGGUACACGAAGCGCGCAUCUCUAGUUCGGAUCAACGGUAAUUUGAACGCAAAUCGGUAAAUUUCUGACAUCUUAGGUUCAGUGGUUUUGCCCUAUCUUCGAGGCUUGCCAAACGCCAUCUUCCAACAAGAUAAUGCAAGACCACAUGUUGCACGUCUUGUUCUGACUUUCCUUGAUACACAGGAUAUUCGAUUGCUGCCCUGGUUUGCACGGUCUCCAGAUCUGUCACCCAUUAAAAACAUCUGGUCAUUGGUUGCUGAGAGACUAGCCCGCCACACCUCUGUUGUUAAUACUGUUGAUGGAGUGUGGCAUAGACUUGAAGCAGCAUGGAAUUAGUUGCUCGAUUCUAUCAUCCAAGCCCAGUUCGACUUCACGCCUUACCCGUUUUGCUGUUUCUACUA
Stegodyphus dumicola is the source of this 3852-nucleotide messenger RNA. Its product is annotated as calpain-15-like. The record is from RefSeq and is a predicted model, not a curated record. Lineage: Eukaryota; Metazoa; Arthropoda; Arachnida; Araneae; Eresidae. Gene Ontology annotation, cellular component: cytoplasm. Gene Ontology annotation, biological process: proteolysis. Gene Ontology annotation, molecular function: calcium-dependent cysteine-type endopeptidase activity.